Trichoderma reesei QM6a is the source of this 1047-nucleotide messenger RNA. RefSeq lists its product as uncharacterized. The transcript is spliced from 4 exons. Lineage: Eukaryota; Fungi; Ascomycota; Sordariomycetes; Hypocreales; Hypocreaceae. The annotation marks the transcript as partial. The record is from RefSeq and is a predicted model, not a curated record.
CAUGUACCAAGCGUGAUAUCUUCACAAGAGAAUGAGACACUUCGGCGGCGAUUUCCCCUAGAAGACCCCCGAGAGGCUUGUCUCUUUCGAUAUUUCGUCGAAGAAAUCGCUCAUUGGCUCAUUGCCCAGCUUAGCGAGCAUGAUGCGGUCGAGUAUAUGCUCAAAUGCAUCCCCGCGCUUCGCAAUUUCCAUGAAGUCGACGACGAUGAUUAUCGCGACAGCAUCAUUGCCACGGCUGUCAUCCUGCGCCAGCUGGAAGAGAUUGACGAAGAGGAAGAUGAUGCGCCGGCAAACGAGAGCGGCAACAGCCAAGGCGACAGUGGCCAUGGCAAGCAGGUCAACUUCCUCCCCAUCAUCAAUGCCGUCCUGAGGAGCUCUGCGUCACAAGCCCUGUUUGGCCGGAGGAGCCUCAUCCAGGCGGCAUACUGGAUGGCCCUACGCCAGGAAAUCUACCACUCCUUCACCCGGAAACAGCCGCCGCAGUUGUUCCCCUCGCCCGACCUGUGGCAUAGCGCUUCCAAGGCGAACAAGACGGUGAUGCAUACCGUCCAGGUGGCCAAGUGGCGCUGGGAGGACGGGUCGGAACGCGAAUGGCUGAGGCUCAUGGAUCAGCAAGAGUACCUCGAGCGCGAGAUUCUGGUCAACUUCCGGCCCAUCUUCAAGACGACGGCGGACAAGGCCAAGGGAGAAAUCUUUCCCACCAUCUGGUACGGGUCCAACCUGGAGGUGACGAGCGUGCAGCAGAGCAUCAUGGCCAAGUCGGUGCUGGUUGCCGAGAAUCCUUUUCUCAAAGCUCCAUCGGCAUCGCGUGCAUCCUGGCGAAAGGCGGAAAACGACGUGCGUCUGCUGCUGCUGGAGCUCUGCGGCAUCGCCCUCUGCCAUCCAGCCUCGCCGCCGGCGCUGCUCAACGCGGCGAUUGGCAUCCAGCUGUACGGCGACUUCUUCACGGACCGGUACGAGCGUCAGGCGCUGCGAGGCGUCGUGGAAAAGUAUCGCGAUGCGCGAGCCUGGCCGGUGCAGAAGCUGCUCGAGAUGUUUAGGGAGUGA